Purpureocillium takamizusanense is the source of this 2559-nucleotide messenger RNA. RefSeq lists its product as uncharacterized. Gene Ontology annotation, biological process: carbohydrate metabolic process. The transcript has a single exon. Gene Ontology annotation, molecular function: carbohydrate binding; hydrolase activity, hydrolyzing O-glycosyl compounds. The coding region runs from base 1 to 2559 and encodes 852 amino acids. Lineage: Eukaryota; Fungi; Ascomycota; Sordariomycetes; Hypocreales; Ophiocordycipitaceae. The record is from RefSeq and is a predicted model, not a curated record.
AUGCCUCAACAAGAAUAUGUCCCUGAAGCCUGGGCUUUAGAUCCUGCCACUGACCCGUCAACGCCACGGAUCAGCCUUCGCAGCAAAGACCCCACGGAUGGCUUCACUUUUACUCUAGAGGCAAUUCGUGCCAAUGUUUUCAGAACGACCUUUACUUCAGAGACUCAUCCCCUGCCCCCGCACCCCAGCAUCCCCCGGCAGGCGCUGCAGUCACAGUUGAGCUCUAACGCGGCGGCUGUCGAAUCGGCAGACAAUCGCAAGAACAUUCGCCUGGGGGAUGUCUCUGCCUCUAUUGACUGGUCCGACGGCGCGCCUCUUGUCACAAUUAACCUGGAGGGCUCUAAAUCUGCCCUGCAUGAAGACGUGCCGCAUCGUUCCUACGCCGUCAAUGGCUCUGGCGUCGCCCAUUAUUCGCGCUAUAGGCGCAAUACCCUACACGUCGGUCUCGGCGAGAAAGCCGCACCCAUGGAUCUCUCUGGCCGGCGAUUUCAGCUGUCUGCGACCGAUAGCUUUGGCUACGAUGUCUAUCGUACAGACCCUUUGUAUAAGAAUAUUCCUCUCCUCAUUAAUGCGACCCCAACUGGCUGCGUGGCGUUGUUCUCAACCGCCCACACGCGCGGCGAGUACUCUGUAGGUGCAGAGAUGGACGGCAUGUGGGGACCUUACAAGGUCUAUAGACAAGACUACGGCGGCCUUGAGGAGAUUAUCAUCGUCGGCAAGACGCUGAAGGAUAUCGUCGGCACGUAUGCACAACUUGCGGGCUUUCCGCUGCUUGUGCCGCGGUGGGCAUUCGGAUACCUCUCUGGUGGGAUGAAGUACUCGAUGCUCGACGACCCGCCCGCAUCGGAAGCCCUGCUUGAACUGGCACGGAAGAUGAAGCAGUACGAUAUCCCCUGCUCGGCAUACCAAAUGUCGUCGGGCUAUACGGUCUCCGAGACGCCGCCCAAGACUCGCAAUGUAUUUACCUGGAACCGUCACCGCUUUCCGGAUCCCGAAGGCUUCAUUCAGGAGUACCAUAAGCUCGGCAUGCGGCUCAUUGCCAACGUUAAGCCGUAUGUUCUGGCAAACCACCCAGAGUAUGAAAAGCUCAAGGCCGCUGGCGCCCUGUUCAAAGACCCUCGCACUGGCGACACGGCAGUGACCCGGCUCUGGAGUGCCGGUGGCGGCGAGAGUGGCGAAGGCGGCCACAUAGACUUCACAUCGGCGGCGGGCUUCAAGUGGUGGUAUGAGGGCGUCCGUCAGCUUCGGCGGGAAGGAAUCGACUGCAUCUGGAACGACAACAAUGAGUACACCAUCACCGACGAUGACUGGCAGUGCGCCUUGGACGAGCCGUCUGUAAGAGACGCGUCGGAUGCGACCAGAUCCCGCCCACAGGUCGGGCUUUGGGGCCGUAACCUGCACACAGAGCUUCACGGCAAGGCUUCUCACGAUGCGCUCCUCGACGAAGAUCCCGAAUCACGACCCUUUGUGCUCACCCGCAGCGCCACGGCCGGAACCCUUCGCUACGCGUGCAGUUCGUGGAGCGGCGACAAUGUGACUUCCUGGCCGGGGAUGAAGGGCGCCAACGCCAUCGCCCUCAACGCUGGUUUCAGCCUCAUGCACUGCUAUGGACACGACGUUGGCGGAUUCGAAGGGCCGCAGCCGAGUCCCGAGCUGCUCGUGCGCUGGGUGCAGCUGGGCGCCAUGUCGCCGAGGUUUGCCAUCAACUGUUUCAAAACGGGCGGAGACAACAACGUCGGCGAUGUGAUCGAGCCGUGGAUGCAUCCCGAGGUGACGCCGCUCAUCAGACAGGCGAUCAAGAGGAGAUAUGAGAUGAUACCGUACCUAUACUCGCUCAUGCUGGUCAGCCACCAAGAGGCGGUGCCCCCGCAGCGGUGGACGGGCUGGGGCUACGAGACGGACCCCGAGGUGUGGACGAGCAGACAAAUCACAGACGGAGAGACGCAGUACUGGCUUGGCGACGCCCUGCUGGUCGGAGGCGUGUACGAGCCCGGAGUGAGCGACGCCUUGGUCUAUCUCCCCAAGGCAAGCGAUGACGACGAGGGCUUCAUCAAUAUCAACAGUCCGUAUGAGCACUAUGAGGCUGGUCAGUGGGCUACAGUGGAUGCACAAUGGCACGGCGCUGGUAUUCCCGUGCUGGCAAAGGUCGGGGCGGCCAUACCAAUCGGGCGGAACGUGCAGGUGCUCUCGCCGGGAGAGAAGGAGAACGUGGCAAGCUUGCCGCUGGAUGACUACCGCGGUGUCGAAAUCUUUCCGCCGCCACGAGGAAAGGGAGCAGAAGAUGGGAGGUGGUACAAGACCACGUGGUACGAAGACGACGGCGUGUCGACGGCGCAGAAGCACAGAGUUUCCAACUACACCAUUGCCUAUCGAGUUAAGGGAUCGGUGGUGGAAGUGACGUUUGCCAGGGACGAGAGCUCUGGGUUUGUGGCCCCGUGGACAAGCCUGAUCAUUACCCUCCCGGUGGGAGACACCAGAGACCUGACCGUGGUGGGUCAAAACGCGCAGUUUGCAGGCAUAGAUAGGUCUGGGCGCAGGUCAUUUAGCAUCGUAGCAUAG